Messenger RNA from Brettanomyces bruxellensis, 552 nucleotides. Its product is annotated as heme binding. Gene Ontology annotation, molecular function: peptidyl-prolyl cis-trans isomerase activity. The record is from RefSeq and is a predicted model, not a curated record. The transcript has a single exon. NCBI's taxonomy places the organism in Eukaryota, Fungi, Ascomycota, Pichiomycetes, Pichiales, Pichiaceae. Bases 1 to 552 code for a protein of 183 amino acids. Gene Ontology annotation, biological process: protein folding; protein peptidyl-prolyl isomerization.
AUGUUUCCUCGAAUUUCCAGGAGAGCAUUCUCUACUACAUCAUUCAACUUAACCAAGUGUUUUUUUGAUGUCACUAUUGGUGGCCAAAAGCAGCCAAGAAUUGUGUUCAACCUAUUUGACAAAGAUCUCCCAAAAACUGUCGAAAACUUUAGGGCAUUAUGUACGGGGGAAAAAGGUUUUGGCUAUAAGGGCUCUAUUUUUCAUAGAGUUAUUCCAAACUUCAUGUGCCAAGGGGGUGAUAUAACCCAUUUCAAUGGUUAUGGAGGAAAGUCCAUUUAUGGCGACAAAUUCAAUGAUGAAGGUUUCAUGCAUCAUCACGCCAAGCCAGGUAUGCUUUCUAUGGCCAAUGCUGGUCCAAAUACCAAUGGUUCUCAGUUCUUUAUCACAACUGUGCCAUGCCCAUGGUUGGAUGGUCAUCACGUUGUAUUUGGUGAAGUUGUUGAGGGUUACGAUACCGUGAAGGCAAUGGAGGGUGUUGGUUCACCAUCUGGUAAGGUCAGUAAGGAAGUUAGAGUUGAAGAUUCCGGUGAAAUUAAAGAUGACAAGCAAUAA